UGUCAUUGGCAACGACGGAAGUUUAUGGAGAAGUGUAAUGCGGUGUAUGUCAGAGAGAGAACACACAUUCAUAACACCUCGUUGUUGGUGGCUUUAAUAAUGUCUGGGUUGUCCAGAGAAGUUUUGAGGUGGAUCCAAAGUCUAGAUUUGACAUGGCAAAUGAAAACACCGAAGUGGGACUUGACGAAUGGUUACCUCGUAGCCGAGAUAUUUUCAUGGUACUUUCCACAAGAAAUACAGAUGCAUUCAUACUACAAUGGAACAUCACUAGAUCCCAAACAGAAAAACUGGUCUUUGUUGAAAAAUUUCAUCAAACGCCAGCACCUUGAAAUCCCUGAGGACUACAUAGAAGGCACCAUUCACUGCAAGGAGGGAGCUGCCAAUCUUCUCACAGAGAGGAUGUACGAGAUCCUCACUAACAGGAAAGUAAAAAAAGUCCCAUCCGAGGUGGAGGUUGACUUCACUGACAAGGCCUACCAGAGCAAGCUGCCAAUGCAUGCCAGAUCCACAGCAUCAAAGUCGAUAAAAAAUAAUCUACGUAUCACAGAAAUCAUGGCCGAUCAGGACCUCAUACUCGGUGCACAAAAGUCACAGAAAAUAAUCAAUGAUCACAUCGAUCACCGAAGGGUGGAAAGAUUUGAAGAUCCACAAAGGUUUAAUGUCAAACCAACGAUUGGUGAAAAAAGUCUACGCAGACCACCACCUCCACUGAAGGAAAAGUCUGACGCAAGUCAAGCUUUGGAAGACACUGAAUGUAUGCCUGCUAGAGAACACAUUGCUAUUUUGGAUGACGUUUCAGCGGAUACUUCAAACUUCCAGUCAAUGCCACGAGAGCCAAGUGUCCACUUCAAGGAAGUCCAAGUGAAUCAAGUGGACAAAUCAGCCUUCUACAACAUGCCCAUCCAGGGCUACUAGUCCCAGUCUUGUGAUGGGGAGACUGUCAGCUUCUGCCUACAACAGCAUGUCAAACUUUGGGAUAUGAUCAUUCAACAAGCAGUCAGUUGUUUAUAAUAAAUCAACUCUUGCAACUUUUUAGUUCAUUAUUGACAAAUUAGGUAAGAAAAAGUUGUAUGAUAUAUCCAAUUUCUUAAAAUCAUUGUCAGUAUUUUGGCACCGGCGGGUAUGUUAAUUUUUUUGUUUUUUUGUUAAUUCAUUCAUUUUUUUGGUUUCAUUUCAUAAUUUUUUUUGUUUGUCUUUUGCAAGUAUUGACAUUAUUUUGUAUCUAUUUGUCAUAAGUAGAUACAAGUGGUUGUCGUACUCACGGUCAGGCUGACAUGCUGAUGUUAUGAAACUGUAUAUGAAAUUGUUGUAGGUGACAGACAAUUGUAAAUAAUGAUAAUCAGUCAUUGAUGUUCCACAUUGUACAUUGAAUGAUUCUGAAUAAAUAUGUAAAACACAA
Messenger RNA from Haliotis rufescens (red abalone), 1399 nucleotides. Its product is annotated as spermatogenesis-associated protein 4-like. Gene Ontology annotation, cellular component: axoneme. Lineage: Eukaryota; Metazoa; Mollusca; Gastropoda; Lepetellida; Haliotidae. The transcript is spliced from 6 exons. The coding region runs from base 25 to 915 and encodes 296 amino acids. The record is from RefSeq and is a predicted model, not a curated record. Gene Ontology annotation, biological process: regulation of cytoskeleton organization. Gene Ontology annotation, molecular function: microtubule binding.